AUGUCAAACAACUCGGAUGUCAACCCUUUGAACGAACCAAUAACCACCGCAGAGAUUUCUCUGCUAGCAGGACUGACCGCACUUUCCUUAGUACUAGGUACCUUAUUAUUCGGGAAACUACCAGACACCCUUGGAAGAAAGAAUACCUUACUGAGCAUAUCGAUGAUGAUUCUCAUAACAAAUCUAGUGAUGGUCUUCUUUGGAAUCCACGUAUACGUCUACAUCAUUUGCCGGUCCAUCCAGCAAUUGGGAUACGGGUUGCUGCUAGCGAACCUACCCAUCUAUGUAAAUGAAAUUACUGAAGACCACAACAGAGCAAAGUACGGGUGCCUGACGAUGUUCUUCCUGCCCUUGGGAAAUCUAUACGGUUACCUUGUGGGUCCUCUAACAAGCGUGAAAUGGUUCACUUUCCUGAAUGCUGCGCCUUUGAUACCACAGAUGAUACUCUUCCACUUACUAGUCCCAGAGUCCCCCAUUCACACAGCUGCUAAGGGUGACAGAGUAACAACUAUAAGAACUUUGAAGAAACUGAGGGGCAACAAAAGUGAAGAGGAAAUCCUCCAGGACUACGUGAAGAUUCAGGAAAGUUUGAAGUCUGGAAGUAGAGAUUCUAGUGUGGGUGGCUUGAAGAAACUAUUUGGAUCUCGGGGGUCCAGAAUGGGAGUUCUAAUUGGGUUCGGAGUGUGCCUCAGUCAGCACGUGUCAGGAGUUCCUGUUGUCAUGUCUUUUUUGGCACCCAUAUUCAAUGAGGCCAAUGCUAGUCUGUCUGGUAAUGAAGUUGGGAUGCUGGUUGGAGCAGUAAAACUGGUUUUUUUCUUCAUAACAGCUGCAGUUGUAGGAAGAUUCGGUAGAAGAACUUUAGUACUGAUAUCCUGCAUGGGCACUGCAGUGUCCCUGGUUUUCAUAACAGUGUAUUUUUAUCUGAACGCAACCAACGCACCGAUAGUUCAAAAUCAGUUCGUCAGGUGUGAUGAAAAGUGGAUCAUCUACAACAACAGAAGACGUUUAGGACAGUGGUUGUACACCGAUGACCUACCCAGACACAUUUCAAAGGCGAAAACCCACCAAAGAGACCAUGGUUAUUGA
Messenger RNA from Leptinotarsa decemlineata (Colorado potato beetle), 1086 nucleotides. Its product is annotated as putative metabolite transport protein YwtG. The record is from RefSeq and is a predicted model, not a curated record. NCBI's taxonomy places the organism in Eukaryota, Metazoa, Arthropoda, Insecta, Coleoptera, Chrysomelidae.